Cladocopium goreaui is the source of this 2335-nucleotide messenger RNA. The record is from the annotation of a GenBank genome assembly. NCBI's taxonomy places the organism in Eukaryota, Dinophyceae, Suessiales, Symbiodiniaceae.
AUGUGCUGUACCACAGGAAAGGACGCCUCCUUGAAACGAAGUUCAUCAGUUUUUGUUUACAAGCACUGGGUGUCAAGCAACUGGCUUUUGUUUGAAGGUUUGCCAGCCUAUCAGCUACGCAGCUACUCAGUUACUCUGGUUCAAGCCGUUCUGUUCGAGUCUCAGCUUCUCUCUUCGACGUGUGACGGAGAGAUGCCUCUCAGACGCCAUCGUGUUUGGCCUUUCGUGGCCAUUGCCUUCCUCUUCCGCAUGCAGCUCAACUUCGUUGGCCCACCUUCCCCGCAGCGCCACGCCCCUGCUCGGAUUGCUCGGCAGUUGUGGCCCCGCAAGUCGGAGGGGUCAGAGUCCCACCAAGACAUCAACAGCAUGGACGUUGGUUCUGUGUCUCGCUGGCUUACAACUAUGGACUUAAAGAAGUAUGUCUCAAAGUUUGAAGAUGCCUCUGUUGAUGGAAAGUUGCUUGCAAAUUUGACAGAUGAGGACCUCCAGGAAAUUGGUGUGGAUCGCGGAAUCCAUCGAAAGAAGAUUCUGACACGUCGAGAUGAUUUGGUGGGGCAAAGCCUGGCCCCAUCAGCAGUUCUUGAUCAGUGGCGCUCGGAUCGUCCUGGAGAGGGUGAUGCUACAAAGCCAGAUCUUGAGAGGAGGCAAUUUGCCACAAGGAUUUCGAAUUACAUGAAGAAAGCAGGACUGACACUCGGAGUUGCCCAAGCAAAAAUCGUCGAAGAAGUGGACAACAUUGAACACAACCUCCUGGAGCAAAGCAUCUUAUUGGAUGCCCUUCAAUCUAUGAAUGAGUGGGCAUGGAGUCAGACAGUUGACCAGCCUGGUGAGGAGUGUGUCAGGGAGGAGGUGCAGAAAGACUUGAUCCAAAUCCAGCUAGCAAAAGCUGGGCUGAAGCAAAGGAUGGUUGUGACAUCAGUCAACAGCAAGCAGUUAGCAGUUGCGAUCAUCAGUUAUUGCGAGUCGGUGAAAUCAAGCAAGGCAAGUAACUCCGAGAAAGACUUCGCUGUAGUCCAACUCAACGAAAGUGUGCAGACUUGGAAAAAAAAGAUGGUGGAGCAGGUGGAGAAAGCUUCAUUUUGCCAUCACGGUCUUGUUGAGCGGGCUUCUGCUCGCAUAAUGGGGUCCAAGCUGCCAGGAGGGCUUGCUGCGCAGUCCAACCUGGACGAAUUUAAGAGGUUGAUAGAAGAGAAGGAAAGAGCAGCACAGAAAUGCAAACAGAUUCGCAAGUUGGCAGAUCCUGAUGUAGAACUAGCCCUGAAGGCCCGGAUGAGGGGCGGACUGAAGGAAGAGUUAGAGGUUGAAGAGAACGAGAUGGUCAGACUUGAAGAGUGCCAAGCCAGUCUCACAGCCCAGAAGCAGAGCCUUGAGAAGGGCAAAGAGUACUAUCGAGGUCUUCGUGCACAACAGCGAAACGAGACAAAGAACACACGCAAUUUCCACAUCAUGCGUUGGUGGCGACGUGACUGGAAAGAAGAGAUGGAGGUCUUUAAAGAUCAGGUGCAACAAGAUGAAGAGGAGUGGAAAUUAGAUGAACAAAACUUUGACGAGGACAAAAAAGUUUUGGACGAUGAGUUGAUGGACAUCGCUCACCAAAAGGAAAAACUUCAAAGGAAGAUACGAGAGCUCAAGAUGAAAGAUUCUGAGGACUUCUGGAAAAAUACUCUCGAGGCUGAGGGCCUGCUUUCGGCAGAGGCCGAAGUGAAAGAGAAAGAGGAGAAGUUGAUUGAACUCCGGCGACAGUUCCAGGAACUGAUGAGGAAGACGGGGGUGGCCAAUCCCGACGCCGCUGCAAAUCUCAUGCUGCAGCAUGAAAAGUCCAGGAUCCUGCUUGGGGAGGCAAGUGACAUAUCAUCAGAGGUAGCCACCCGCAUGAAUGAAUUUAUCUUCCAGGUGGAAAAGGUCAUAGUCCAUGGCCUUGCGAAUGUCGAGCAGCAAGAGCAACUUGCAACUGCACUCCUCAUACUUCAUGAAGAACACCAAAGACAGGGCCGCCGGCUCAAGCAGCACAAGCAGAUGGUGUUGGAGAGGCUAUGGGACUCAGCAGCAGGAAACUUGUUGAAUCCCGCGGAUCGGAACAGAACUGCAUGAAAAUUUACCAAGGUUUUGCGUCUCUGUGGUACGGACAUGCAAACAUGGCUUUCAAAGCAAGCAGCGCUUUACCUGAAUGCAGGCAAACAACUCACAGAUGGCCAGCCUUUCUCAGGUAUUGUGGCUCCUUUGCUCAACAGAUUUUGGUUAAGGUUUUUCAUGGCCGCACAAGCUGGCAGCUGGAAAAAGUUAAUUUGUCGACAUUUGUCGUGUAUUGUGAUGUUUGCCUUGUUGCAAAGUUUCG